AUGGCCAACCCCCAAGGAUACCCUGCCCAGGGCUAUUCGCAGGAANNGAGUACGACCAAUCGCAGUCCGGCACCCCCGUGCCCGCUCCCUCCCAAAGCACCAGCAAGAAAGAAGAGAGCCUAUGCCGGCCAGGCAUUCGAAUUCGGCGCCGGUCCCAAUGCCGGCGUGCCCGCGACACAGACACCUCCUGCCGCUGCCUACGGCGCCGCUCAACCUGCUGCUGGCUAUGGUUACGGAGCCCCAGUCCAACAGCCCGCAGGCUACCCUGACCCUCAACAGCAGUCCGCUGCAGGAUAUGGCGCUCCUGCCGCUGGAUACCAACCUCCAGAUGCUUAUGGUGCCGCUCCCGGAGGAGUGCCCGGCAUGACACAGCAGUUCGCGCAGAUGGGCAUGGCCCCGCAACAACAGCAGCCCGCACAAGCUCCCCAGCAACCUGCUCCUGUCGCCCAGCGUCUGAACCCUCUUCAGCCUGUCGACAUCAGUGUCCAGGGUGCUCCCUUCCAUGUGUCGGAUCUGGAUCUGCCUCCUCCUCCCAUCAUUUUGCCUCCUAACGUACGUCUGUCCUGCUCUGGUUUCGGCUCGAUCACUGACACAUGCUAUAGNUCAAGCGUGACCCCCUCACCCAACGCAAACUGCCCACCAAAGUACGUCCGCUCGACAUUGAACGCCAUUCCUUCGACAAACUCCCUCCUCAAGAAGUCCAAACUUCCUUUCGCCCUAGUCAUCCAACCCUACGCUACCCUCCACGACGCCGAAGACGACGUGCCUGUUCAACCCGACCAGGUGAUUGCAAGAUGUCGCAGAUGCCGUACCUACAUCAAUCCUUUCGCCACUUUCCUCGAUCACAGUCACCGAUGGCGCUGCAACAUGUGUAACCUGACCAACGACGUUCCUCAGGCCUUUGACUGGGACAACAUGAAGCAACAAGCCAUUGACCGCUGGCAGCGACCUGAGCUCAACUACUCGGUCAUGGAGUUUGUUGCUCCCCAAGAGUACAUGGUCAGAGCCCCACAGCCUCUGGUAUACCUCUUCCUGUUCGACGUCAGUGUCGCUUCGGUCCAGAGUGGCCUCCUUGCCACUGCCGCUCGAUGCGUUGCCGAGUCACUCGAUCGCAUUCCCAAUGCUGACCGCAGAACCCGUCUGGCCUUCAUGGCAGUUGACUCGAGCUUGCACUACUUCACAAUUCCCCGCGAUGACAGCGGUACCACCGAUUCGAACAUGCUGGUAGUGAGCGACCUCGACGAGCCUUUCCUUCCCACACCCGACGGUCUUCUCGUCAGCUUGGCCGAUUCGCGUCAAAACAUCGAGACUUUCCUUGGAAAACUACAGUCCAUGUUCCAGAGCACUCAGAAUAGUCUCUCAGCCAUGGGCUCGGCUAUGCGUGCUGGACACAAGAUGAUUUCUCAUGUUGGUGGAAAGAUGGUCGUUUUGACAGCCUCUCUGCCCAACCACGGUUACGGCAAACUUGACAUGAGAGAAGACAAGAAGCUUCUUGGAACGAGCAAGGAGAGUUCUCUGCUUCAGACCGCCAACGCUUUCUACAAGAGUUUCGCAGUCGAAUGUUCAAAAACUCAGGUUUCGAUCGACAUGUUCCUCUUCUCUUCACAAUACCAGGAUGUUGCAUCACUUAGCAACUUGCCUAGAUACACUGGAGGUCAGACAUAUUUCUACCCUGCUUGGAGCGCAGCCCGUACCGAGGAUGCCAUCAAGUUCGCAACAGAGUUCAGCGACUACUUGUCUUCAGAGAUUGGUCUGGAGGCUGUCUUGCGUGUCAGAGCCACCACCGGAUUGCGCCCAAGCACUUUCUACGGUAACUUCUUCAACCGCAGUUCAGAUCUGUGCGCUUUCCCUGCCUUCCCUCGCGACCAGGCAUACGUUGUCGAGAUUGCCAUCGAUGAGUCGGUCACAAAACAGUUUGUCUGCUUGCAGGCUGGUGUCUUGCACACAACAUGUAAUGGCGAGCGCCGCAUUCGUGUCAUGACCUUGUCGAUUCCUACCACACAAAACCUGGCCGAUGUAUACUCAAGUGCUGACCAACAAGCCAUUGCUGUCUACUUCAGUCAUAAGGCAGUCGAGAGAGCUUUGUCCAGCGGUCUCGAUGCUGCUAGAGAUGCCCUCCAAGCCAAGAUCAUCGAGCUCCUCCAAACAUACAAGAAGGAACUUGCAGGUGGUAACAUGGGCGGCGGUGGUCUCCAGUUCCCUGCGAACCUUAGAGGUCUACCAACUCUGUUCUUGGGUCUCAUUAAAAACCUCGGUCUCCGCAAAUCAGCCCAGAUUCCCAGCGAUCUUCGUUCUGCAGCGCUGUGUCUACUCUCGACGCUUCCCCUGCCUCUGAUGAUUCAGUACAUUUACCCUCGCCUGUACUCGUUGCACGACAUGCCUGAGACUGCUGGUCUUCCCGACCCGACUACUGGUGCCAUUGCUUUGCCUCCUCCGCUCAACUUGACUUCAGGCAACAUUGUUCCCUUUGGUCUGUACCUUAUCGACGAUGGUCAGACACAAUUCUUGUGGCUUGGACGUGACGCUGUACCAGCACUAGUGAUGGAUGUCUUUGGCACUGACGACAAGAACGCUCUGAAGCAGGGCAAGACUUCAUUGCCCGUCAUAGACAGCGAGAUGAACGAGCGCGUGCGUGCUGUGGUCGAGAAAAGCCGAGACCAUCGUGCCAAGGGCUGCGGCAGCAUUGUGGUACCUUCGCUAUAUCUUGUGCGCGAAGACGGCGACCCAAGUCUUCGACUGUGGGCUCAAAGUCUUCUCAUCGAAGACCGUGCCGACAUGGCCGUCAGCUCUGCUCAAUUCAUUGGCAUGUUGAGAGAAAAGGUACGCAUUUUCUAG
Messenger RNA from Aureobasidium musti, 2835 nucleotides. The record is from the annotation of a GenBank genome assembly. Lineage: Eukaryota; Fungi; Ascomycota; Dothideomycetes; Dothideales; Saccotheciaceae.